Mytilus californianus (California mussel) is the source of this 1146-nucleotide messenger RNA. RefSeq lists its product as uncharacterized. The transcript is spliced from 2 exons. The record is from RefSeq and is a predicted model, not a curated record. Lineage: Eukaryota; Metazoa; Mollusca; Bivalvia; Mytilida; Mytilidae. The coding region runs from base 43 to 996 and encodes 317 amino acids.
UUAACAUACAGAUUCAAAAAGGAUAAUUUACACAAUACUAAAAUGAGAGCUAUCAAGUUGCUUUCUUUUUUCAUAGUCUACAUUGAGACAACCUUUGCAAUGUAUAUUCGAAAUGAGAACAAUGAACACACCGGUCAAAACUCGAUGUUUCCUAGAAACGAUGAAGCCAGACAGAGUACUCAUUCUGAUACAUCAGGAAUACGUAUACAUAUCAAUGCAAACGGAGGAAGGGAUACCCCAUUCAUUGUUCUUCAAAGAAAACCCAAUUCAAACAUGCGACUACGAAUUAAUAAAGACAUGAAUUCCAAUGCACCAAUAAGGAUAGUAUAUGCAGGAAAUCAGCACAGUAAUUCGGAUUCUAACGGACCCUUUCACCCACAGCAUGCUUCAUCAAGACAAAGAAUCGUGUUUAGAUCACCGGAAGUCAACGACAAUCCCACAAUGGUGUAUGCAAGAAAUCAGCAAAGUGUUUCGGAUUCUACCGGACCCUUUGAUCAACAACAUGCCACUUCGAGACAAAGAAUCGUGUUUAGAACAUCGGAAGUCAAUGAAAAUCCAACAGGAGUGUAUGACAAUCAGCAACGUGUUUCGGAUUCUACCGGACCCUUUGAUCAACCGCAUGCCACUUCGAGACAAAGAAUCGUGUUUAGACCAUCGGAGGUCAAUGAAAAUCCAAUAGGAGUGUAUGACAAUCAGAAACGUGUUUCGAAUGCUGCCGGGCGCUUUGAUCAACCACAUGUCCCUUCAAGACAAAGAAUCGUGUUUAGACCAUCAGAAGUAAAUGAAAAUCCAACAGGAGUGUAUGCAAGAAAUCAUCAAAGUAUUUCGGAUUCUAACGGACUCUUUGAUCAACCACAUGCUCCUUCAAGACCAAGAAUUGUGUUUAGACAAUCGGAGGUCAAUGGAAAUCCCAGCAGGAUUAUUCUAAAAUCUGCAAAUCAAUCGAGUGUGCGAAUAUCAUCUAGAAACUUCAAACAAGCGAGAUCUCGUCAAUGAGAAUAUUGAAAAUAUGGACAUGUUUUGAAAUCCAGUUAUCCCGGAUGUUAAUUCGGAAGUUUCAUUUAAAAUUUCGAGUGCUAAAUUCCACAAAAUUUGUCUAACAUGCUGGCGUGUUACCAUAUUUUGUAUUAAAUUAUUUUCUUCUUA